AUGUCAUUGCAGAGAAAGAUUAACAAAAAAUUUGCCCAAAUUGAAAAAGAUAAAAAUAGAUUCUGGUUAGCACAGACUGGAUUAACAGAGACAGAGAUAGAUGUGACUAUUAAGCCAUUUUUAUCGACAUUCGAUGAUGAUACAUCGUGGAGGAACAAAAACGAGUUAUUCUACGACCCUAGGUUUACGUUAUCUGUAUACCUCAACGAAAUCAAACAGCAGGCUUUGAGUCAAAGUGACAAGGCUGCUACUGAUUCGUAUGGUAAGAUUGACUUCAAGACAGUGAAUCCUAUCAAAUUGCCGUUCAGUUGGGCCGAUUGGAUGGAUUUGAGACUAUUAAAUGACGAAUUAGACAAGCCAAUGGAAGAGCGAAUUACUUGUCAAUAUAUUAAGGAUCGUACCAAUAAUAAUCCUGAUACGUCAUACUUUUGUUUGGAGAAUGAAAAAUUGACUGACGAACAGGUAAAGGAAUUAGGCUUCAAACACAAAGAACAAUUACCGGGAUUCCUUAUUCAUGGCCAUUCGAGUCACGAUGAUCGUCCUUACAACGACAUCAGAGUGUUAGAGUCAAAGUCGUAUGCUUUGACGCAUUUGCCAAAGCCUAAUAGAGUUAUUAUGUUGAAUGGGGAUAAGAAUGGUGGUACAUUCGAAUUUAUGGUUGACCAAUCUGAUAAUCUGAGGUUAGCAACAUCAGACAUGGUUACGAAGUAUUUGAGAAGUAAUAAUAUAGACCCUGAAAAAGUCGAGGAUGAUACAGUGGUUAAAUUUGACCAUACGAAGGAAUUGAUGGAAUUGUUAGAUAAGGUGACACCUAAGUACUUACCAGAGGAAGAAGAUAAACAUAAUAUGUACCAAAUUUUGAGAAGACAAAAGAAUCCAAAAGCUUCAAGAGAAAUGGUAUUGACCAAGGAAAUGUUUCAUUAUCCUCCAGCCAUGAUUUCACUGCAGAUUGAAUUUUACGAACAAAAGAAUGAAAUUCCAUUGGCAGAAAUUAGUAGACAAGAAAGAUUGUACUAUGAAGGUUUGAAGGAAUGUUCAAAAUAUGGCGAUGAUAAUGAACCAACUUACUUCAAGAUGGCCACUAUUAGAAUAGACGAUGACAAGAAUCGUGAUCAUGAAUGGGGAUGGCAUUAUGAUUGGAGAUUCUUCAAUGGUGCAUUAAACUAUAAGAGAAAUGGAUGGUCUAAAUCUGAAUUAAUUAUACGUACGAAUAUCAUUUUAGACAGGUUAUUAAGAAAUUGGAAUAGAUUUGCCGAAGAAAAGGGUAUCGUAACCUGGAUUAUGCAUGGUCCUUUGCUUUCUUGGUAUUGGGAUGGCUUGAUGUUUCCCUUCGAUGUUGAUAUUGAUAUACAAAUGCCAAUGAUGGAAUUAGCGAGAUUAGCCAAAGACUACAACCAGACUUUAGUUCUUGAAGACCCUAAUGAAGGUUAUGGUAAAUAUUUGAUAGAUGUCGGUACCUACAUUCACAAUAGAGGCAUCUCAAAGCAAUCAAAUCAUAUUGAUGCAAGAUUUGUUGAUGUUGAUUCUGGUAUUUAUAUUGAUAUUACCGGUUUGAGUAAAUCAGCAGCUAAUACACCUGAGGAGUAUGUUAAUAACGACUUGGUUAGUAUUGAUAAGGGAUUCCACGAUGACCAAGUAGAAAUCUAUAACGACCGUCGUAAGCAUUUCUAUAAAUUAGAGCAAUUGUCGCCUUUGAAAUACUCCAUGAUGGGUGGUGUCCCUGUCUACAUUCCACUGACGAUUACUGAUAGAUUAAUUUUUGAGUAUGCAAAAGGUUUGUCGUCUUACGAAUUUAAUGACUGGUACUUUGUUCAUAAACUCAACUUAUGGUUGAGAAAAGAGCAAGUUGCAGCUGUUUUCGAUGAAAGUGAAAUCCGUAACAACGAAGGAAACAUAGACAAGGACAAAUUAUUACAAAGGAUCUCCAAAAUGACAGAUGCUCAAGUAUUAAAAUUAUUGGAAGAUGACAUUAUUUUGGUUGAAUACUACUUAACCAAGAAAUACACUGACAUACAUGCGCGAGAAAGAAAGUAUUUAUUUGACCAUCUUGGCAGAGAUAAUACAGCACUAAACGACGAUAAACGAUCGAAACAAGAAUACAAUAAAUUAACCUCAACAUUUAAAAUGAAAAAGCCCUUGAGGAAGGCUUUAUUCGAUUUCGAGAAUAUAGAGAGAUUGAAGCAUCACAUAGCUGACAUCGAUUAA
Debaryomyces fabryi is the source of this 2205-nucleotide messenger RNA. It is a transcript of the gene MNN4-4, whose product is annotated as Mnn4-4p. The record is from RefSeq and is a predicted model, not a curated record. The transcript has a single exon. NCBI's taxonomy places the organism in Eukaryota, Fungi, Ascomycota, Pichiomycetes, Serinales, Debaryomycetaceae. The coding region runs from base 1 to 2205 and encodes 734 amino acids.